Messenger RNA from Cebus imitator (Panamanian white-faced capuchin), 2133 nucleotides. It is a transcript of the gene SLC19A3, whose product is annotated as solute carrier family 19 member 3. The coding region runs from base 126 to 1511 and encodes 461 amino acids. Lineage: Eukaryota; Metazoa; Chordata; Mammalia; Primates; Cebidae. Gene Ontology annotation, cellular component: plasma membrane. The record is from RefSeq and is a predicted model, not a curated record. The transcript has 6 exons. Gene Ontology annotation, molecular function: thiamine transmembrane transporter activity. Gene Ontology annotation, biological process: vitamin transport; transmembrane transport.
GGCUCUCGGCCAGGCAGGCUCCGCCCCCGCCCCUAUUCAGAGCGCCUGGAUCCAUCCGACAGCUGCGGGUGCGUGGUCGUCCCGCAAGUCAGCGAUCUGGUGAGCAGAGGCCCCCUUGUGUAGCCAUGGAUUGUUAUAAAACUUCACCAAGCAAUUCAUGGAUUUACCCCACUGUGAUCCUCUGCGUAUUUGGUUUUUUCUCCAUGAUGAGACCCUCAGAACCAUUUCUUAUCCCAUAUUUAUCUGGACCAGAUAAAAACCUGACCAGUGCAGAGGUAAGCAUUAGCUUCAUCAUUACCUGGCUGCUGCUCUUGUUUGGCCAAGGAGUGAAGACCAUGCAGGUUGUAGAGUUCUUCUACGGGAUGGUCACCGCCACCGAGGUGGCCUACUAUGCCUACAUAUACAGCGUGGUCAGCCCUGAGCACUAUCAGAGAGUGAGCAGCUACUGCAGGAGCAUCACGCUGGUCGCCUACACAGCAGGGUCCGUGCUGGCCCAACUCUUGGUAUCCCUGGCGAACCUGUCGUACUUUUACCUCAAUGUCAUAUCCUUGGUCUCUGUCUCCGUAGCCUUCAUUUGCUCACUUUUCCUACCAAUGCCCAAGAAGAGCAUGUUUUUUCAUGCAAAACCCAGCAAAGAAAUAAAGAAGUCAUCAAGCAUGAGUGUGGUGUUAGAGGAAACUCGUGAAGGUGAAGCACCAGGCUGUGAAGAGCAGAAACCCGCAUCAGAAACACCCAGCACCUCAGAGAAGCUGAAAGACUGCCAGCCAAACAACCUGAAACCAAGCAAUGUGACUUUGGAAGUUUUUGUGCAGUCGUUCCAAGAUUUGAAGGAGUGCUACUCCUCAAAACGUCUUUUGUAUUGGUCUCUGUGGUGGGCUUUCGCUACAGCAGGUUUUAACCAGGUUGUGAACUAUGUUCAAAUCCUGUGGGAUUACAAGGCACCAUCCCAAGUUUCUUCCAUUUAUAAUGGGGCAGUAGAAGCUAUUGCAACCUUUGGAGGGGCUGUGGCUGCCUUUGCAGUGGGUUUUGUGAAAGUCAACUGGGACCUUCUGGGAGAGCUGGCUCUGGCGGUCUUCUCAGUUGUCAAUGCCGGUUCUCUAUUGCUCAUGCAUUACACAGCCAACAUCUGGGCAUGCUAUGCUGGCUAUCUGAUAUUCAAGUCAAGCUAUAUGCUUCUUAUAACCAUAGCAGUAUUUCAGAUUGCAGUUAAUCUGAGUGUGGAACGCUAUGCCCUGGUAUUUGGAAUCAAUACCUUUAUUGCCUUGGUGAUUCAGACCAUCAUGACUGUGAUUGUAGCAGAUCAGAGAGGGCUUAACUUGCCAAUCAGCAUUCAGUUUUUAGUUUAUGGGAGCUAUUUUGCAGUAAUUGCUGGAAUUUUCUUAAUGAGAAGCCUGUAUAUUAUCUACUCAACCAAAUGCCAGAAGGAUCUACAGAGCCUGGCUCCAAAUGAGAAACCAGACGGGUCACAUCCAGAGGAAGAGAGUAAUAUCAUCAUGUCAAUAAAACUCUAACCUCAUUGCAUCAACUGCAGCAGUAGCUUUCAAAGUUAUGCAAUAAUAAGGAAGGAUUUGAGAUGGGUGGCAUAUGUUUUGCCAUAACCUGACAUGCUUUGCAAAUCUGGAUCCCAAUGGACCUUUCAAAACCGCAACAAAACUUCAGUUUUAGAUGAGUUCUCCAUGUGCCCAAUUUUACUGGAUGCCAUUGACAGGACCCAUCAUCACAAUUAAACAACCCAUAUUGGGGACCUCCUGUGACUAGUAGCAACUGGAAAAUUCUGGGUUUUAUCACUUGUAAGGACAUGCAGAUGGCAUAGAACAAAACCACGAGAAAACUCCAGCCAUCCUAGAGGUAAUAUUCAUCAUUUGUGAGGAGAAAUACUAGCGGGACAGAUCCUCUUGCUUGGCUUAAAUACUUGUUUGAUUUUACCAAAGAAGUCAACACCUGGGACAUUUUUGUCACACAAGCCAUUUUCUUUCCUCUUCUAAUAAGUAUAUUUCUGUUUAAGUUAUAGUUCUCUAAGAGAAUUACAAGGUUUGUCCCACUUCUAAGAGCUUCUCUUCAACUCUGAUAACCGCAUUAUUCACAAGUUAUACUUUGAUAGUGUUAUUAUUAAAUUUUUUAAUGAUUAUUUUU